This is a messenger RNA of Colletotrichum chrysophilum, 780 nucleotides long. RefSeq lists its product as uncharacterized. Gene Ontology annotation, molecular function: hydrolase activity. NCBI's taxonomy places the organism in Eukaryota, Fungi, Ascomycota, Sordariomycetes, Glomerellales, Glomerellaceae. The record is from RefSeq and is a predicted model, not a curated record. Bases 1 to 780 code for a protein of 259 amino acids. The transcript has 2 exons.
AUGAGAUUCCAAGGCAUCGCAGCCACCCUGGUCACGGCUCUGACUUCUGUCUCCGCUGCUCCAUUCGGCGAAAACACCGAGGUUCAAGCCCGCCAAGACACUAAGCCACCCUACUUCUUGCUGACCGGCGACUCAACCGUGGCCGUUGGCGGUGGUUGGGGAGACGGUUUCCUUCGCUACGUUCAAUCGCCGGCUGAUGGGAAGAACUACGGCAAGAGUGGUGCUACGACCGUUUCUUUCAGAGCCCAAGGCAUUUGGGACACCGUGAUUGGCGAAGUCCAGGCAAACAAAGAUGCAUUCAGCCCGAUCGUGACCAUUCAGUUCGGUCACAAUGACCAGAAGGAGGCGGCCGGCAUUUCGCCGGACCAGUUCCAAGCCAACCUCGAGACACUUGCGAACGAAGUCAAAGCUGCUGGAGGAACUCCGAUCUUGAUCACCUCCCUCACUCGCCGAGUCUUCAGCGGCGGCAAGGUCAUUCAGAACCUCGAGACAGAGAGACAGAGAGCCAUCGCGGCUGCUGAAGCCGUCGGUGCCAUCUGUCUUGACCUCAACACCGCCAGCACCAACUACGUCAAUGCUAUCGGUAACGAGAACGGCCACAAGUACGACCUUGCUUCUGGCGAUUCAACCCACCUGAAUGUCGCCGGUGAGACGGUCUUCGGCCGCUUGGUUGCCGAUCUCCUUCUCGAGAAGCGAACCGACCUUGCCCAGUACAUUGCUGAGAACAAGGCUCUGAGUGACAAGAUUGCGAAUGGAGAGUUCGCGACUGGUGACGAGUAA